Solanum tuberosum (potato) is the source of this 2071-nucleotide messenger RNA. Its product is annotated as dof zinc finger protein DOF1.4-like. Bases 79 to 1275 code for a protein of 398 amino acids. The transcript is spliced from 2 exons. Gene Ontology annotation, biological process: regulation of DNA-templated transcription. Lineage: Eukaryota; Viridiplantae; Streptophyta; Magnoliopsida; Solanales; Solanaceae. The record is from RefSeq and is a predicted model, not a curated record. Gene Ontology annotation, molecular function: DNA-binding transcription factor activity; DNA binding.
CUCACGUCGCCACCUAGCUAACUUUGUCUGCUUAUUCUUUGUUUCAAAACGAUUCCUUUUUUUUGUGAAAGAAGUAAAAUGGUGGGAGAAUGUGAUCAGAAGAUGGUACUCAUCUCUUCUUCCACUACUAAUCAAAUAUGGCCACAGAUAGAUGAGAAAAAUAACUUGAUGAUGGAUUCAAAUGGUACUAAUGCUACUAGUAAUAAUAUGGAGAAACCAAUUCAAGAUCCGUCACAACAACCACCACCACCACAUCUUAAAUGUCCUCGUUGCGAUUCGUCGAAUACGAAGUUUUGUUACUACAACAAUUAUAGUUUGUCUCAGCCAAGACACUUUUGUAAGGCAUGUAAAAGGUAUUGGACUAGAGGAGGAACAUUAAGGAAUGUACCUGUUGGAGGUGGAUGUAGGAAGAACAAGAGAAUCAAGAGACCAUCAGUUAAUUCUUCUUCUUCUACUACUACUACUAGUCAUGAUAUAAUUACUACUUCAACUCCAAAUAUUGUAAACCCUAGCCACCAUCAUCAACUUCAUGGAGUACAUCAUAAUAAUAAUAUUGACCAUCUAUCUACUACAAAUUCACCAAAUCAUCUUAACCCUUUAUUUUAUGGGUUGACUAGUGAGAGGUCUGAUCUCAACAUUCCAUUUUCAAGGCUUUUUAAUUCUAGGGUUUCGAGUCAUGGUGGAGGAGUCGAUGAGGGACAAGUGUAUUCUAUAACAGACAGUAUCCCGGGAUUAAUGGAUCGUCGUAUGGGGCUAGGGUUUUCAAAUUCUUCUGGAGGAGUAGUCAAUAUGGGUCAUGAGAAUAAUAAUAAUUAUGGGCAUGGUGGGUUAUAUCCUAUUAAGCAAAUCCAAGAUGUUCAUGUCAUGAGUACUAGUAAUUCUACAACUUCAACUACUUCACUUCUUUCAAGCUACCCUAAUAUGUUUGGAUCUUCAUCAUCAACAUCAACUAUGGCUUCUCUUAUAGCUUCAAGCCUUCAACAACAAAAGUUCAUGUCCAAUAUUAAUGGUAACAAUUUUCACAACUUGUUGACUCCUAAUUAUGAGGAAUUGCAAAUGUCAAGGGGGAACAACAACAACAACAACAAUACUAUUAAUAAUGUUCAUGAAGGUGGUGGAAAUGGGAACACAAUGUUGAAAGAAGAGAAAAUGGAUCUAUCAAAUCAUCAGAUUCAUGAACAAAUUAUUAAUUCAUCUGAUCCUUCACUUUCUUGGAAUGGUGCUUGGCUUGAUCCUUCAAAUAUGGGGUCUAAUUCAGUCCCUUCUCUCAUCUAGGACAAGUACAUUUAAUUUGUCUUUUUUUCCUUCUUGAUCUCCCUCUCAUUUUUAUUAACAUGUGUCUUUCCUAGCUAGGUAGGUACUUUUUCGUCUAUGUUGCUCGGAUCCUCCAAGAAUGUUGUUGUACUCGUAUCAUAUACACAUAUCCAAUAGUAUUUUUGAAGGAUCCGAACAACAUACCUUCUUUUUUCUCCCUUCUACUAAAAUAUUGUCAAGACUAUAGAAGAAGAAGAAGAAACAACAUGACUUCAUAUUUAUGGGAGGAGUUGGAUCGGAGUGAUCAUGUCAGCUGCAAGUAAAUUUUCAGCCCUACUAAAUUUUUACAGUCAAAAGGUUGAAAAAGUCUCUCAUUUUGCGCUGAGAGGAACCUCGGAUCCUAUUCAUCCCAUCACAAUAUCAAGUUAGCUUUAUCAUGAAGAGUACAUCAUUCAGAGUUGAAGAAGAAGCUGCUUUCUAGUUCCAGUGAGUUAAUUAGUUUUAAUUUUAAUUUUAAUCUUAUUUUGUAUGUAUAUAGAUGCAUGACAUUGCAAUUUUAAUUUCUUGAUGUAUUUUUCAGAAUGUGUAUUAGGUUUUGGGUGGGGGUUACAAUGUUGGAGUCCUCAUAUAAGAGGAAUUAACCAACAAUGAUAACUUUUUUUCAUUUGAGUUUUUUUUUUUUUUCUGUAGUAAAUUUUUUCCUCCUUGUAGCUUAGGGGAAAAUGGUUGGGUAUAUUUGGGUAUAGAAGAGAGGGAGACUUUGUUGUUUUAAUAUGAUUAUCAUUUUAUUAAGUUGGUUAUGCCAUUUUCUUGUUUA